AUGGCGAUACAAAGUGUGUUCGUUCUAAACAAAGGGGGCUUAGUUUACCAUACCGACUGCAAUAAAUUGAAAACUGACGUUGAAAAAACGUUUAGUUAUCCAUUAGAUAUAGUUUUGAAAGAAGAUGACAAACUUACCGUUGUAUUUGGUGAAAGAGACGGGAUAAAAGUUGGUUUUAGUUUACUGGCAAUAAAUGGUGAGGAGGUUAGCAACAAGCAACUCCCCAAUGGUGUUGAUGCUAAGGAGUACCUUAAAGAUCCAAAUAAUUAUCCUGUCUCAUUAAAGUUUGGUCGGAGUCGACUCAAGACAAAUGAAAAAAUUAUGUUUGCCAGCAUGUUUCACACAUUGUUUGCAAUUUCCACUAAGUUGUCACCGGAGCAAAAAUCAUCUGGCAUUCAAGUUUUAGAAAGUGAAUCAUUUAAACUUCAUUGCUACCAAACACCUACUGGUGUUAAGUUUCUGGUUCUCACAGAUCCUAAGCAAGGCCCAAUGGAUCAUUUUUUGAAGCGAUUUCAUGAACUUUAUACUGAUUAUGCUUUGAAGAAUCCCUUUUACUCUUUGGAAAUGCCUAUUAGGUGUGAGCUUUUUGAUGCCAAUUUGCAAAAGGCUAUUGAACAAUUGGAAAGAAAUUCAAGUCAAUAUUCUAAUGAUUAGUGUACAAUCGUUGGAGGAGAGUGAAGAGUACGAAAUCAUCAACAGAUCAUGCGAUGGAAGUGUUCUUACCGCUAGUAUAGGAAACAAACAGCCCCCAUCACUGUUAAUCACGUGAGUAUACGUCACAAUAAAUUUCAAUAAUGUUGGACUACUGGUUGUUCUAUAUACUGUGGUAUUGUCUCACAUACUUACGUGAUCCCCAGAUACAUCGAACUCUGAAAAUAUUGCUCGCAUGGCCUCGCCUUGUAGAUUAAAUAAAAAUCCGAAUUUUUCAAAUUCGUCACAUGAUAUGUUUCCGCUUGCAUCUUCGUCAAGUAGGUCAAACACAGUUCUCGAAUGGCGAUAAAUGAAAUGUUUUUCUUCUUUAUCGUGGACUGCAAUCAAAAUGCAAACUAAAAGAUAAAAUUCAUCAAAAUCCAGGGUUCCUGAACAAUCAACAUCUAGCAUAUCGAAGACAUUAUAUAUCUGUGACUUUGAUAGAUCAGUGGAGGAAUGCAUAAAUGCCCAAAAUUGUACAUCGUUCAAUUGCAGCUCUCGGUGAAUAUCUAAACAUUUGAACAACUCUAAAAUGAUGUGGAUAGCACGACCUUAAAGAAAUAGAUUCAGCGUAAGAAAUUCAGAAAAUUACUGUAAAUCAGCAUCUACAUGCAUAUAAAUGUGGAUUAUUUGAUAAAUUUAUUAAACAUCCUUACCGCUUAA
Xenia sp. Carnegie-2017 is the source of this 1353-nucleotide messenger RNA. RefSeq names its product trafficking protein particle complex subunit 4-like. Gene Ontology annotation, cellular component: TRAPP complex. Gene Ontology annotation, biological process: endoplasmic reticulum to Golgi vesicle-mediated transport. The record is from RefSeq and is a predicted model, not a curated record. NCBI's taxonomy places the organism in Eukaryota, Metazoa, Cnidaria, Anthozoa, Malacalcyonacea, Xeniidae.